Molecule: messenger RNA, 189 nt
Organism: Microbotryum saponariae
Lineage: Eukaryota; Fungi; Basidiomycota; Microbotryomycetes; Microbotryales; Microbotryaceae
Source: the annotation of a GenBank genome assembly
AUGAAGUACUCGCUCGUCUUUGUCGCGCUCGUCGUCAUAGCCACCGUUAAUGGCUCGCGCCUACCCGCCGACGCGACCGAGUUCAGCCCCACCUCGGAAGUCGACGACCUCCAUGCUCUCGAUGAACAUACGCCGCUCCGGGCCCGAUCUCGGCCAUCCAUUCCACUACCCGCUGUAGAGCCAGAGUGA